Messenger RNA from Anopheles marshallii, 582 nucleotides. RefSeq lists its product as uncharacterized. Lineage: Eukaryota; Metazoa; Arthropoda; Insecta; Diptera; Culicidae. The record is from RefSeq and is a predicted model, not a curated record. Bases 1 to 582 code for a protein of 193 amino acids. The transcript is spliced from 2 exons.
AUGUACGGUUCAGUGGAAACAACAAUCCGCACGAUUCGAUCGUCCAUCUUGCUGAUGCUGACGAUGCUAGUGGUGGAGCUGUGCACCGGUCCAGUAACGGUCAUGUACGAACGGAUCGAACAGUUCAAAGGAUACGAACUAGUCGAUUUCAAAAAUAUUCGUAUCCGAAAGUACAACCGAACAGUAGCAGUGUUAAACGGGACGUUUGAUUUAUUCCAAGCCUUGGAUGACGAUUACUCCUACACUGUUCGGCUGGCGUAUAGUAAGCUGGGUAACAAUCAGUUCAUAAAUUCACCCAUCCGGUUGCCGUUGCAAAAGAUGUGCCAGUUUCUAAACACCACCUAUCGCGGCUAUCGGGAGUUUUAUAGAAACAUAUCAAACUUUCCCGACGUGGGCGAUUGCCCGGCAGAAGCAAAACAGUACUACAUCAAAAAUCAAGUGUUGGAUGCAGACACAUUCAACGCUUAUUUCCGGUCAGGUUUGUGGAAGCUCACAAUACAUUUGUAUGAGAGCAUCAAUUUGGACAUACCGGUCGCGACAGCAGAAUUGCUGUUUAAAGUGUCACGCGAAGGGAUGUUUUAA